AUGCCCUCUGUGACCGAGUCCGGCGCCGUCUCGCUCGAGGAGGGGGAGGAGGUGCGCGUGCGCGAGCGCACCCACCUCUACAUCAACGAGCGGUGCGACGGCACGGGCGAGCUGCUCGUCACCACUCGCCGUGUAGUCUGGGUGCCAGAAGCGCCUGGCGCGCGAGGCCUGUCAGGAUUCUCGCUCUUCUACCCGGCCAUCGUGAUGCACGCAGUGAGCCGCGACACGAGCGCCUUCCCGCACGCCUGCCUCUUCAUGCAGCUCGACCCAGAGCAGAACAUCGGCGAGCUGGCUUCCGCGCAGACGACACCGCAACCGCGAGGCGCAAAGCGCACUCGCGUCGCCAACGGCGGCGGCUCCGCCGAGGGUCUCGUGAAUGGCAAUGGCGAGGCCGCGGAAGCUGCGCACGAGGAGGGCGACGACGAGUCGGAGGGCGAGGGCGAGGAGGAGGCGGGCUGGGAGGACAUCCGACUCGUGCCUGCGGGCGAGGCCUCUGAGGCUGCGGCCGGCGGCGACGCGCUCGAGCGCAUCUACGCGGCGAUGAGCGAGUGCGCUGCUCUGAACCCCGACCCCGCGGACGAAGAGAGCGAGGAGGGCGAGGAGGGCGAGGAGGGGAUGAUGCCUGGCGACGGGGCGGCUGCGCUCGAUCGGUACGACGACCUGCUCAACAGCUCGGCCGACGGCCGCUUUGACGACGCCGAGGAGGAGGAAGAGGCGUGAUAGGAGGAGGAGUCGCGCGCUUCGGGGUGUGGCCGUCCGGAGAGCGUAAUCGUAAUUGGAGCGUCUCGUGCACUCAAGAUUCGGACUGCUGUUUGUGGCGCGGUGUGCAGCGUUCCGCUCCCUGUCCGUUGGCGAGAGCAGCACGAGUCGUUGUGUGACUACUGUCACAUCCCCUCUCGCGUGUAGGGGGCGGUGGUGCAUGGGGUGGUGACUGGAGUGUGUGAAUUCGCGCUAGAUAUC
This is a messenger RNA of Emiliania huxleyi CCMP1516, 960 nucleotides long. RefSeq lists its product as hypothetical. Lineage: Eukaryota; Haptophyta; Isochrysidales; Noelaerhabdaceae. The record is from RefSeq and is a predicted model, not a curated record. The transcript has 2 exons. Gene Ontology annotation, cellular component: spliceosomal complex; cytosol. The coding region runs from base 1 to 720 and encodes 239 amino acids. Gene Ontology annotation, biological process: mRNA cis splicing, via spliceosome.